AUGAGUUCUGGUGCUUCCGAUCUCGUAUUGGGCACCAAGCUGCGCGUCGAAUUCGACUCUGACGUGACACAUCGCAUUACAUUCCGGCAGAGCAGCACUGUGAGAAGAGAAGAGCGCAAAGAUGCCUGGAAGAAAGAGAAAAAGCUGGGAUCUGGGUCCUACGGCAGUGUCUGGCUCCAUCGCUGCAUGGCAAGUGACUGUGCAGCCAAGGUAGAGGCCGUCAAGAUGAUGCGGAAACAGCACCUCUCUGCGCAGAGGAUCGAUUUCUACAAGGAGCUUGAAGCAAUUGCCAAGUUUUCCCUGCCUGAGUAUCGUGGUCUCUUUGUGGAGUAUCGCGGGUGGUACGAAAGCGACGAGAAAGUCUUCAUCGCUAUGGAGUACAUCGAACAUGGAGACCUCUCUCAUCUCAUAAUGCCAUUGCUCGAGGACGAUGCGCGAGAGAUCACUUUUCAGAUUGCAGAAGCACUCGAGCAUCUCCACAAAGAUAAGUUUGUUCAUCGGGACCUCAAGCCAGCGAAUGUCUUCGUUGUACAGACAGGGCCGCAAUGGUGGGUCAAGAUCGGCGACUUCGGCUUCAGUAAGCGCAUCAAAGAAGGCAGCAGCCUUCGCUCCUUCGUCGGAACAAGACUCUACGCUGCACCGGAAAUACUUUCGAGCUAUAGUCUGGACCUUGACGACUCGAGUGGGUCGUUCAACUACUCCGAAAAAGUCGAUAUUUGGUCUCUGGGUGUGAUGGCUUUCCAAAUGGUGUUUAACACCUUUCCAUUCAUGCAACCAACCUUAUUGCCCAAGUACAUUCGGGGCGAGCCGCUACCAUUUCCAGAACAGGCGGUGGAUAUUGUUGGCCCAGAGUGUCGCCAGUUCAUAGUGGCUGCGAUGGCUCCCAGAGCUACAGAUCGAUUAUCUGCUACUGAGUGCCUGGAGAGCGAAUGGCUAAAGCAGGGUAAAGUGGGGACUCUGGAUCUGGACGCAUUAGAGGGAGCAUUGUCAGAUCUCCAGCCAGGUGGAGCGCAUCUUGCUGUACCAGAUACCACAUUUCAAGGUUCAGAUCCGGAGGUACCGUCUAUUCCACCAUCGCCUAGGCCGUCGAAGUCACCAGUUCAUGAACAAAAGGCGACGACUUCGCCUCCUGCAAAUGCUCUUGCCACGGACUCGAAUGUACAGCCGACUUCAGUUGACUACAAAAAGGUGGAACCGAAGCCGAUACUUACACCUGCAAAUGGUCGAACAACCGGCUCAAAUAUGCAGACGAGUCCAUUUGGCCCCGCAAGAGUGGGACCGAAGUCAACAGUUUCACCUCCUCCAAAUAGCCGAGAAAUGGGAUCAGAUGAACAUUCGAAUCGAGACGGGACCAAAAAGAUUGAUCAGAAGCCAACCGGAGGACGUCAAAAACAAGAUUCCGUUCCUGACUACCUGAGCAGGUUCAAAGACAAGUCAGGUAAUUUGAGAGUUCUCGACUGCAAUGGUCUGUUCGACCUUGCAAAACAACAAUUUGAAGAAAAUGAAUAUGGCGCGUCUGAAUACACAUUCAAGAAGAUCUAUCCCAAGCUGAAAGAAGAACUGGGAGAAAAGCACGAAAGAGUUCUCAAGAUCCAGUACUAUCUUGGCCGGAUAUUGAUCAAGCAAGGUCGAACUUCUCUUGCAAAAAGCCUGCUCCUGGACACAUGGGAGAAACAAAGAAAGUUCUUGGGAUCAGGUGCUCAAGAUACGAUGAAUACCGUGAUCUACCUGGAGCAAGCACUCCGAGCAGAGAGAAGCCUUUCAAAACUGGUGGACCUUUUCCGCAAGCAUUCGAAAGAUCUCGAAAAAGUCCGUGGGCCAGAACACCAGAUGACCUACCUUGCUCGAUACUCCCUUGCCAGGGCACUUUUGUUUCAAAGAAAACGUCUCCUAGAGGCCGAGAAAAUAUUUCGAGAAACAUACGAUGGUCAAAAGAAGCUUCUCGGGCCGAAACAUCCAGACACGCUCCAGUCGUUCAAUGGCGUUGGCGAGGCGCUUUUUGAGCAACAGAAGUACGAAGCAGCGAGUAGGACGCUUCGCUCAGUGGCAGAGCAACGCCUAGAGGUUCUGGGUGCGGAGAAUCUCAGUUACCUGUGGUCAAUGAAGCUUCUUGGUCUUGCCCUCUACUCAAACAAGAAUUACAAAGAGGCCGAGGUUGUUCAGAAAGAGGUCUACGACAUUUUGUCAAAGAAUAAUGCUGCUGGGGAAUCUUCAGGCACCGUGGUGUCACCCAAGAUCAAAAACAAGAUGAUGAUAACUGCUGAUCUGAUAAGCACCUUGAAAGCCCAAGGGAAAGCAAAAGAGGCCGGAGCUUUAUAG
Molecule: messenger RNA, 2319 nt
Organism: Penicillium argentinense
Lineage: Eukaryota; Fungi; Ascomycota; Eurotiomycetes; Eurotiales; Aspergillaceae
Product: serine/threonine-protein kinase
Exons: 3
Coding region: 1-2319 (772 amino acids)
Biological process (GO): autophagosome organization; autophagy; peptidyl-serine phosphorylation
Cellular component (GO): cytoplasm; autophagosome
Molecular function (GO): protein binding; ATP binding; protein serine/threonine kinase activity
Source: RefSeq, a predicted model, not a curated record